UGAAUAUCUGUCAGGUAACUCAACUCUUCUCUGAUGUCAUGUGGAGUAAUUGAAACCUUGCUGCAGGCUGCAGCCAUGGAGCCGACCAACCGGAUCCCCGCCUCUCACCGGACACUAAAUUCCGCUAUGAGGAGACGAUCGGCUGCGGGAACAUGGCGCAUGCACUCCGGAUCCACUUCCACCAGGAAAAACUUGGAAAAGUCGCCACAUAGUUCACUUAUCUCCACAUAUCUGUAGUCCUGUGGUAUCUGAUUACGCCAGAGAAGCGGUGGAGGACUUCUGGACUAUUUUUUGGAUGGUGUGUGAAAGUUUUCCUGCUGCUGGGGGAUGAAAGUCUGGAGCUGCGGUCGCCGGAUUUAGCGGAGAUGGAAAAGCAAAGGGCGAGGAAGGAGAAGUUCUCUCUUUUUGGCUCUCGCUCCACCAGCAGAACCACCAACCCUCCCUGUUCAUCUUCCUCUUCCUCCUCUCCUGUGAUCCCUUCAGUCUCUAUAGGGAGACGGGCCGAUCGGCUGUCGGGCCCCGGCCCCGCCGCUCUGAGCAAGGCUGAGUUCCUGGAGCGAGUGCGUUGCAGUAACCAGGCUUGCCAGCAGGGGGAGUUUGCAUUGGCUGUACGCCUCUACACGGAGGCCCUCACCGCCGACCCCCAAAACUGCAUCCUGUACAGCAACCGCUCCGCAGCUUAUCUAAGGCUGGGCCAGUACAGCAUGGCGUUGGAUGACGCCAUCAAAGCUCGCCUCAUCAACCCCAAAUGGCCCAAGGCUUAUUUUCGUCAGGGGGUUGCCCUGCAGUACCUGGGUCGUCACGCCGACGCCCUGGCAGCAUUUGCCUCCGGCCUCGCGCAAGACCCCAAGAGCCUCCAGCUGCUCGUCGGGAUGGUGGAGGCCGCCAUGAAAUCACCUCUCAGAGACUCUCUUGAGUCCACCUACCAACAACUGCAGAAGAUGAAGCUGGACAAGAGUCCAUUCGUGGUCGUGUCCGUCAUUGGCCAGGAGCUGCUGACCCACGGUUUCCAUGGAGCUUCAGUGGUAGUGCUGGAGGCGGGGCUAAAGAUCGGCACAUGUUCCUUAAAGCUGCGCGGGUCGGUCUUCUCUGCUCUGAGUUCUGCGUACUGGUCUCUUGGCAACGUGGAGAAGAGUAUGGCUUACAUGCAGCAGGACCUGGAGGUGACGAAGACCUUAGGUGACCAGUCAGGAGAAUGCCGUGCUCAUGGGAACCUCGGCUCGGCCUUCUUCUCUAAAAGCAAUUACAGAGAAGCACUGGCCAAUCACAGAAAGCAGUUAGUCCUGGCCAUGAAGCUCAAGGACAGGGAGGCUGCGUCCGGCGCCCUCAGCAGUCUGGGCCAUGUAUACACCGCCAUCGGGGACUACCCCAACGCCCUGGCCAGCCAUAAACAGUGUGUGCUGCUGGCGCGACAGACCCAGUGCCAGCUCUCCGAGGCCCGUCAGCUGGGCGACAUGGGUGCGGUUUAUACCGCGCUGGGAGAUUUCACCAACGCUGUGCAGUGUCAUGAGCAGCACCUGGACAUCGCUAAGACUUUGGAGAACCGGCGAGAGGAGGCGCGAGCGUACAGCAACCUGGGCAGUGCCUACCAUUCGCAGCGGGACUUUGACAAGGCCAUAUCGUACCAUACGAGAGUGCUGGAGUUGGCGAAGGAGCUGCCAGACAGAGCGAUCGAGAUGAGGGCGUUCGCGGGUCUGGGACACGCUGCCCGAUGCAUGCAGGACUUGGAGCGGGCACUUCAGUACCACCAGAACCAGCUGGAGAUCGCUCAGGAGCUGCAGGACAGAGCGGCACAGGGUCGAGCUUCCUCUAACUUGGGCAUCAUUCAUCAGAUGAAGAGGGAGUAUGAAGCAGCGCUGAAGCUCCACAAAGCCCAUCUUUCCUUCUCUCAGGAGCUGGGGGACUACGCUGCCCAGGGGAGGGCCUACGGUAACAUGGGCAACGCCUACCACGCACUAGGCAUCUACGACCAGGCGGUGCGGUACCACCGCCAAGAGCUGCAGAUCUCUCUGGAGGUGAAUGAUCGUCCAUCGCAGGCCUCCACACACGGUAAUCUUGCCGUGGCUUACCAGGCACUGGGCGCACACGACCGAGCUCUGCAGCACUACCUUCACCAUCUGACCAUCGCACGAGAGCUCCGGGACACUCAAAGUGAAGCAAGAGCCUUAGCAAACUUGGGUAACUUCCACAGCUGGAGAGGGGAAUAUGCUCAGGCUUUGCCGUACUACCAGCAGUACCUGGCUUUGGCUCCAGGCCUGCAGGACCUGGAGGGGGAGGGAAAAGUUUGCCACAACCUCGGCUAUGCUCACUACUGUCUGGGACAGUACAGAGAUGCAGUCAGGUAUUAUGAGCAGGAUCUGGCUUUGGCUAAAGACCUCCAGGACAAGUUAGCACAAGCCAAAGCCUACUGUAACCUCGGUCUUGCCCACAAAGCCCUGGGAGAGUACAGCAAAGCAGAGGAGUGUCAGAGAUACCUGCUGUCUCUAGCACAAGCCUUGGAUAACUCACAGGCGGUUUUCAGAGCCUUUGGGAACCUCGGGGAUGUGUGUGUGUGCCGGGGUGAUCUCCCAGGAGCUGUGAGGUUCUACCAGCAGCAGUUAACCUUCGCUCAGAAUGCCAGCAAUCAGAGGAUGGAGGCGGAUGCCUACGCAGCGCUUGGAUCGGUUCACAGGCUGCUUCGCCAGCUGGAUUCAGCCUUGUCCUUCCACAGCCAGGAGCUGACCGUUCGAAAGGAUCUAGGGGAUCAGCAGGGAGAGUGUCGGGCCCUUGGCCACCUGGCGGCGGUCCACAUGGCCUUGGGAGACUAUGCUACAACUUUCCAGUGCUACGAGACCCAGUUGGGCCUGGCGCAGGGGCUCAGGGAUGCCUGUCUGGAAGCCCAGGUCCAUGGAAACAUGGGCAUCACCAAGCUGAACAUGGGGGUGUUCGAGGAAGCUAUUGGAUAUUUUGAGCAGCAGCUGGCCAUGCUGCAGCAGCUGAGUGGAAGUGAGAGCAUGCUGGACAGGGGCAGGGCUUACGGGAACCUGGCAGACUGCUAUGAUGCUCUGGGAGACUAUGAAGAAGCUAUUCAGUACUACGAGAAGUACCUGACGGUGGCUCAAAGUCUCAACCACGUCCAGGAUCAAGAGAAAGCCUACAGAGGACUCGCCCAUGCGUACAGGUCCAUGGGAAGCCUCCAACAAGCACUAGUGUGCUUUGAGAAGAGGUUAGUGGUAGCGCACGAGCUCGGUGGGGAAGGAGGGGGUAAGGCUCAGGCUUAUGGGGAGCUUGGUACCUUGCAUAGCCAGCUGGGCAACUACGAGCAAGCCCUGUCCUGCCUGGAGCAUCAGCUGAGCAUUGCACGCUCAGCAGGGGAUAAAUCCCUGGAGGCAGAGGCAAGCGAUGCACUCGGAGCCGUUUAUCAGCUGAUGGCAGACUAUGAGACAGCUUUACAGUGGCACCAAAGGGCGCUGGACAUCGCAGAGCAGAUGGGAUGUGUGAGGAGUCAGGGUCGAGCCUAUGGAAACUUGGGUCUGACCUACGAAGCUCUGGGAAAAUACGAGCGAGCCGUGGUCUUCCAGGAGCAGCACCUGAGCGUGGCGGCGCAGACCAACGAUCUAAUGGCUAAAACUCUGGCUUAUGGGAGCCUCGGAAGGACACACCAUGCACUGCAGAACUACGCUCAGGCAGUGAUGUACCUGCAGGAGGGUCUGCGUCUGGCAGAGCAUUUGGGUCGCAGAGAAGAUGAAGCAAAGAUUCGCCAUCGCCUCGGCCUCUCUCUGUGGGCCAGCGGAAACCUGGAGGAGGCGCAGCAUCAGCUGUACAGAGCAUCUGUGUUAUUCGAGACAAUUCGUCACGAGACGCAGCACAAUUUGGAUUAUAAGCUCUCCCUGUUUGACCUGCAAACCAGCUCCUACCAGGCUCUCCAGAGAGUCCUCGUCAGCCUUGGCCGGCAUGACGAGGCGCUGGCCAUAGCUGAGCGAGGACGAACACGUGCAUUUGCUGAUCUGCUGGUUGAACGCCAGAAAGGAAGUCAGCAAGCAGCGAGCGCUGACCCGUACAUCCCGGUCACCGUGGAGCACAUCCUGGAGACGGUCAACAAUCAGAAAGCCGUGGUCCUCUACUAUUCUCUGGCUGGAGGAUUUCUGUACAGCUGGCUGAUAUCUCCCGGCACAGGGAUUGUGAAGUUUAACGAGGUGUAUCUGGGAGAAGCCGGACCAGAGGCGUCUGAGUUUCAGGAUGGAGGAGGGAGCCCACAGUGUCUCAGUCCCCUGUCUCUGGAGCAGUACAUCUGCAGUGUCAGAGAGGCUCUGGGAGUGGACAGCCAUUACAGCAGAGUUUGCUCCAGCAGCGAGACGGAGAGUGAAGCUGGAGAUCUGUUGGAGCAACAGUUUGAGGAGCUGAACAACAAACUCACCUCAGCCACUGACCCCUCAGGCUACCUCCGCAUGGUGUCCAGAAACAACCUGUUCAACAGAAGCUGUCAGAGCAUGACGAGUCUGUAUAGUACCACAGUGUCUCCUGCAAAGGACGGCUUAUCUUCUCCUCACUGGCGACCGAGUAAUGUUGGCAAACCCCCUCUGCGAGCACUUUAUGACUUACUCAUUGCACCAAUGGAAGGGGGCUUGAUGCACAGCAGUGGACCUGUUGGCAGGAACAGACAACUUGUUUUGGUUCUGGAGGGAGAACUGUACCUCAUUCCAUUUGCCUUGCUCAAAGGCAGCUCUUCUAAUGAGUACCUGUAUGAGAGAUUCACCCUCAUUUCUGUACCUUCAUUAGCCAGCCUGCAAGCUGGAACCAAGCCUCAUCCUCGCCGCAGUGGUCCCUUGCUUUGCCCAGAUGGAGGCUCAGUGGCUGCAGUUGUCGGGGCUCCUCACCUGCCCCCCAGCGUCAUGGACCGCUGGCUGUGGGGGCCAUUACCCUCAGCCCAAGAGGAAGCUCUUUGGUUGGGGGAACAGUUGGGAUGUCACCCCCUCACUGGAGUAAACGCCACAAAGGAGCGUGUUUUAGCAGCACUCACUCAGGCGGAGUGCGUCCACUUUGCGACUCAUAUCUCCUGGAAGCUCGCCGCGUUGGUCCUUGCACUGAACCAAGAGCAUUCCGGAGGGGAGGGGCAGGGCCUCCGACCCAAAGAGAAGCAAAGAGACAGCAGCCCAGAGAGACUGAGAGGUGCAGAUGAAAGGAGUGAGGAUGGGGAGAGUGUCUGUGACAGCCCACCGCUCCAGGACUUCCUCCUCACCGCUGCUGAUAUACUGGACCUGUGUCUGACAGUCAAAUUAGUGGUUCUCAGGUUGUACCCAGAGUCCAGCAGCAGGGUCACCGCUGACGGGAUGGUGGGUCUGACUAGAGCCUUCUUGGCUGCAGGUGUCCAGUGCGUGUGCGUCUCCCUGUGGCCUGUACCGAUUGCUGCAUCCAAACUGUUUACACACACCUUCUACACUGCCCUACUGAACGGGACCAAAGCCAGCGCAGCUUUGACAGAAGCCAUGAAGACUCUGCAGAGCAGCAAGCACUUCUCACAUCCCUCCAACUGGGCUGGUUAUAUGCUGAUUGGCAGUGAUGUGAAGCUCAACAGCCCCAUGUCGCUGGUUGGACAGGCCCUGGCAGAGAUCCUCCAGUACCCAGACAGGGCCAGGGAUGCCCUCAGGGUGCUGCUGCACUUGGUUGAAAAGUCUUUGCAGCGCAUUCAGAGUGGCCAGUGUAACCCGAUGUACACAUCACAGCAAAGCGUUGAGAACAAGGUUGGCGGGGUGCCCGGGUGGCAGGCUCUCCUAUCGGCGGUGGGCUUCCGGUUGGACUUCUCAGGCAGCGGUGCUGGUCUCCCUGCGGCAGUUUUCUUCCCCACAUCGGACCCUGGAGACCGGCUGCAGCAGUGCAGCACCACUCUGCAGUCUCUGCUCGGUCUGACUCCUCCAGCACUGCAGGCUCUUUGUAAACUGGUCACAGCAUCUGAAGCCGGAGAACAGCUCAUUCUCAAGGCAGUUAAAAGCAUGGUGGGAAUGCUUCAUCAAGUGCUGGUGCAGCUGCAGUCAGGCGACAAAGAGCAAGACUUUCCGCUGGCUCCUAUUCAAGUGUCGAUAAGUGUGCAGCUCUGGAGGCUCCCAGGCUGCCAUGAAUUCCUGGCUGCACUCGGUUUUGAUCUGUGUGAGGUGGGUCAGGAGGAGGUCGUCCUGAAGACUGGAAAACAGGCCAGCAGACGUAACAUGCAUUUUGCCCUUCAGUCUCUUCUUGCUCUGUUUGACUCCACAGAGCUCCCGAAGCGACUGAGCAUGGACAGCUCUUCUUCUCUGGAGUCUCUGUCCUCCUCCCAGUCAGCCUCCCAGCCUCACUCUUUACCCCUCUCCCUCAGCUGUUACCCACCUCAGCCCUCCUUCUUACCCCCAGUCUGCCCUGACAACCUCUCCUGCGAUGCCAUCUCAGUUUACAGCCUCAGCUCCCUUGCCUCCUCUCUCAGCUUUCUGUCCCGUCCAGAGCCCGCAGGAAGUGACAUCAUCAGCCAGCGCUCGCAUCCUCAGGAGCCAGAGAAGCAUUAUAGAGGGGGAGGAGGAGGGAGGGGCCUCUACACCUCGCAACGCCACUCAGGCGGCCUCUCAAAAGGUAGACUGACCAAUCAUGGAGGAGGAUCAGCAGGAGGAGAGGAUGAAGAGUAUGAGGGGUUCUCCAUUAUCAGCAGCGAGCCGUUGGGACGAGGAGGAAGGGAAUGUGAUACUCUGCCGCUGCCUGCAGGACACCGACAUGGCAGAGGUGCUGGUAGAGGAUCUGCAGGAAGUCAUCCUCUAACAGUUUCCUCAAAGGGAAGCAUCAGCACCCCUACAUCCCCGCUUAAAGCUCCGCCGCUGCCCCUCGCCAGCCCUGACAGCCCCAAGACCAAACAGGAAGUUGUAUCUCCUCAGCGGACUGGGAAAGGGAAGGUUAGUAGCUCCGAGUCGGACCAGUCCAGCACUGAGACAGACAGCACAGUCAAAUCCCAGGAGGAGAGGAUGGGACCUGCAGGACAACUGGACCCUCAGGAACUGGCCCAGAAGAUCCUGGAGGAGACCCAAAGCCACAUGCAAGCUGUGGAGAGCAUGCAAAUAGCAAACAUCAGAGGAAAGACUCUCAGGGGAGCUGAGGGGCGAGAGGACGCUUGUCCCAGACAGCCAUCAGUGUCUACACCCACAACUCCAACUUUUACUCCUACUGGUGGUGCACGAGGGUUUCAGCCCUCUGAGACCAGUGCAUUUAGCAGACCUCCCAGCAGGGCAAGUCUGAAGGCUCGCUCCUCUCCUUUUUCUGUCUCUAAACAUCUUUCACCCCUCUCUACCUCUGUCCCAACGCCUCCUCCAACCCGACCUAAACCUCCAUCCCGCUCCUCAUCACUGCAAAAAAUCAGCUCAGGCUACAAAAGUCCAGCCAACUCCUCCCCGUCUUUGUCUGUGCCCAUGAAAGAGAAGAGUUCCCCCCUCCCUGUGGUUCAGACUCAGCUCAAACCAAAACACCCCAUCUCACAUUACACCUCCAGCAUCUCUCCUUCACACUCCCCCGCCGACAGCGCCCCAUCGCCAGCCCUUUCCUAUUCCUCCACAGGGUCCUUUUCACCAUCUUCCAGCUUGGCAAACACUCCUGAGCUCAACCAGUCAAAGCAAGACAACAAAGUCCAGGCCAUCCAUAACUUAAAAACCUUCUGGGCCAACGUCAGCCAGAAACAGGAAGCUCGCUGCAAUGCCAGUUUACUCCGAAGUGGAAAUAAGAAAAUGAGUACAGUUCAGAAAGAUGUUCUAGGUCUGCUGAACCUCUCACCAAGGCAUGAGUCUGUCAGAAAAAACAGGGAACACAAUGCUGACAGACCAAACGGUCACCAAAAUCAGGAGGCAAAACCACCUCCAGCUGCUCCUCCAAGUCAGUCCACAAACUCUAAAGGAGGCGUCAGACUUCCUUCUGGGAAUGGCUACAAGUUUCUCUCACCUGGACAGUUUUUCCCAUCCUCUAAAUGUUGAGAUUUUGGAUGUUUGCCCUGCUGAAAUCCCGGCCAGCAGGCCGAUCUGCUGACUCGGUUGUACAGUGACGAAGCUGCCCGUUUUUCAGUGAGAUACACUUUUAGCAACCCCUGCUGAAGACGAGUCUAACAGAAGUACCGUUUCAUACUUGCCUGAUUUUACAUGCUACUUUUUGUUGUGUGAAGGAUGUAAAUGAUUUGAACGUGAUGAUUGUGCCUUUUAUGACGCGCUGGGAGAAGUGUUUGAGUCUCUGGCUUUAGAUGUGUCCUUAUCUCUUACCCAGAUAGCAAAAGAUGUUUGGUCCAAAUAUGGCCCACCUCUGCAGUUUUGUUUGGUCCAUAUUUGGUCUUGACUUACUACUUUGAUUCCACGUGAGUGUGGCUGCUAAAAUUCAGCCACGUGACCACCGCAUGUGGCUCAAAAGGAAAUGACUGUAAUUUAUGUUCAGGCCAGCUCUUCAUUUUUGGACCACUUCUGGCCCACACAAGACUUGCUGUAAUCCACUUCCAAACCAACAUCUGACAUCUGGACCGCAUGUGGCCCACAAGACAUUUCCCAAACCCCCAUGUCCAGGUCUGCACCUGACACCUGGACCACAUCUGGCCCAUACAUCACUUACCAGUGCCAUAAUUGAGCCACAAGUGCCAAAUGUAUCACCAGAUUAGGCCCAAAUGUGUCUGCUAUCUGGAGACUAGAGAGCAUGUGUGUUGAUGUUUUGACUAACAGUCUGUUGACUGAAUGGAGAUUUUUUUUAAUUUUAUGUCAACCUAAAUGCUCGCUAUGUUUGUGUAAGUUGAUCUGAAUUUGAUUUUGAUUUAUUAUGUAAAAGAUAAGAUUGUUAAAUGUCUUGUCAUUUAUUUGGUUGUUUUACAGUAAUUCUUACACAUUUUAUAAAUACAAUUAAAAAAGACAAAGGUCAUGAAUACACACGGAUAUUUUCAUGGAAGUUUUGUUUCGUGGGUUUUGACAUCUUAUGGGUUUCGAGUGUUUUGUUAAGUUUAUUGUGUUUCUUUUGCAGCAGUGCCAGAAUUUAGAAAAACCUCCCUUCUCAAGACAAAUGAAAAUGUUCCUUUUUUGUCUUGACUUCAUGUCACAAAUCCAAUUUGAAAAAAAAAAUCUUUACAAAUUCAUUAUGUUUAAGAUGAACACAAUAGAUAA
This is a messenger RNA of Melanotaenia boesemani (Boeseman's rainbowfish), 9113 nucleotides long. RefSeq names its product tetratricopeptide repeat domain 28 (gene ttc28). The record is from RefSeq and is a predicted model, not a curated record. NCBI's taxonomy places the organism in Eukaryota, Metazoa, Chordata, Actinopteri, Atheriniformes, Melanotaeniidae. Gene Ontology annotation, molecular function: protein binding. The transcript has 35 exons. Bases 366 to 7955 code for a protein of 2529 amino acids.